AUGCCAACCUUUCAAAGAGAUAAAACGAGGUCUAAUUUUCCAGAUAGUCUCAAAGUUGAUAAAAAUGAGGAAGUUGCCGUGCUCACAGCCAAUCAAGUGUGGGGCGCACUAAGAGGAUUAGAGACCUUCAGUCAACUUGUCUUUCAACCAUACCUGAUUCGCACGGCAUCCGUCGAGGACCAACCACGAUUCCCUCACAGAGGAACACUGAUCGACACUGGACGCCAUUUCCUAUCACUUUCAAUAAUUUUGCAACACUUGGAUGUAAUGAGUCAAAAUAAAAUGAACGUACUCCAUUGGCAUAUCGUUGACAGCGAAUCGUUUCCCUAUACGUCGGCAAAAUUCCCCAAUAUCAGUUUUCAGGGUGCCUACACUCCAGCUCACAUUUAUUCUAUCGCUGAUAUGAGGAAAGUCAUAGACUAUGCACGGCUUCGUGGUAUUCGAGUUGUUCCCGAAUUCGAUACACCUGGACAUUCUGGAUCUUGGGGUCAGUCCAUUCCGAAUUUGCUGUCUCAGUGUUACGACAGUAAGGGAAAGAUCAACCAACUCCCAAAUAUCAUGGAUCCAACGGUUCCGGCAAACUUCAAUUUCCUUUCGGAAUUUUUCGAGGUGUCGGAUGCCAUCGCUCAUGUCUGGAAAGGAAACAGUGUGGAAGCCAUCAGAGAAGAAAUGGCUAAUGUAACUGCUGCUGGGCAUUUUGCAAUACUGUCUAGUUGCUGGUUAAACCCAUUUCAGGCUCGAGUUCUGGGAGGAGAGGCAGCUUUGUGGGGAGAAUACGUGGAUGGAACAAAUUUCAUGGCUCGCAUGUGGCCCCGUGCUUCUGCUGUGGCAGAACGAUUGUGGUCAAAUCCGGAGCAAACGAAGUCGCAUGGCGCAUCCUGGCCGCGUCUACACGAAUUCAGAUGCAGAAUGAUGAAUCGAGGGUUUGCUGCACAACCGCCCAAUGCUCCCGAUUAUUGUCCAUUUGAAUGGAAUCCUAUUUAUGAAGAAUUAUAA
Molecule: messenger RNA, 996 nt
Organism: Haemonchus placei
Lineage: Eukaryota; Metazoa; Nematoda; Chromadorea; Rhabditida; Trichostrongylidae
Source: the annotation of a GenBank genome assembly